GCUCGCUUCCUGUAAUCACGUCACUACUACAGCAAGCUCCUGAUUGGUUAACGCGGCGCGGAAUUCCGCCAAAGUUCAGAUUUUUGAACUCGCGCGUUUCCCGCGGCAACGCUCAAUUCGCGCGGAAUGCGCGGAACGCCCCGCGCCUUCCGCGCGUUCCGCGACAUCCGCGCCGCGGCUACCGCGUGUACCGCGCCGCAGGAUGCCUAAUCGCGUGUUUGCAUUGACUUAACAUGUAAAUCAUCCGCGCUUGCCGCCUCUUCCGCGGCUGGUGUGAAUCCACAGUUAAGUCCUGUCUUGAGACAAAACAACUAAUUCUGGCAAUAUUUCUGAGAUGGUAGUAAGCUGAUUUGCUUAUCGCUUUCACGUGACUACUGAAAUUAAGGUCAGACUCUAAAAUUACACAAAGACUUCUGAUUUUGUGUCUUUAGACCCCUAGAGUCAAGGGUGAAAAUGAACAAUAGUUCAUGCAGGGAAUAUGAAUUUCAAAUCAAAUUCCUACCACCACUGUACGGCAUUGAAAUGUGUGUGGCUUUAGCCGGGAAUUUAUUUGCCUUGUGGCUCCUGUUCAUGAAAGAGAGAAAGAACUGGCACACUGGAGUUGUGUUCUCCUGUAACCUGGCCAUCAGUGAUGUACUUUAUGUCCUAACCUUGCCUUUGCUCAUCAUUUACUAUGCCAAAAAGAAGCAGUGGACAUUUGGAGUUGCUGCAUGCAAAAUCGAACGCUUCCUCUUUAACUGCAACCUCUACGUCAGCAUUAUUUUUAUCAUGUGCAUCAGCGUCAACAGAUAUCUGGCAAUCGUCUACCCAUUCUUCAGCCACAGAUACGUUCGGCCUAAACAUGCGAAGAUCAUAAGCGCGCUGACAUGGCUCAUAGUGGUAAUAACUGUGUCACCAGUCCUCCAUUUUGCUGGAACGGAGAUCAAAGAUUCAAAUAAAACACUUUGUGUGUCAUUUUAUAAUAAAACUAUGGAAACCUCCCAUUUCCAUUACAAGGUAUUUCUCAUGGUUGUGGGAUGCAUGAUUCCUUUUGUAGUUACCUUUGCAUCUUAUCUAGGUGUGAUUUGGGCUGUUCUGCAAAAUAAAAAUAUCACCAUGUUGGAGAAAAGGAAAGUGGCUCUGCUGGUAGGUUUGGUCUGUGUCCUAUACGCCAUAUCAUUUGUGCCUUAUCAUGCUUUGCAGACAUAUCAACUGUACUUAAUAAAGAAUAACAAUCUCAAUCAAGAGAGUGCAUUUUGCAGGGUGCAUAAUUCAUAUCAAGUGUCAAAAGUGUUGACCACCUUAAACAUGUGCAUACAUCCGCUUUUGUACAUGGCUGUUUUUGACAGCAUACGGACAGUUUGCUGUGGAAGGAGCUCAGAUGAUUCUUUUUAAAUGAUGCAUGCAGUGGCUUCCUGGACAUUGCAGGCAAACCACAAAGCAGAUAAGACAGCUAGAUCAAAUAUUUUUCCUUCGUUUUUUCUUUAACUGUGAAUUAUCAGAUGGUAGCAAGUGAAUGUAAAGUGCUUAAGAUGUAAAGACUUAAUAAAGAUGCAU
Molecule: messenger RNA, 1536 nt
Organism: Paramisgurnus dabryanus
Lineage: Eukaryota; Metazoa; Chordata; Actinopteri; Cypriniformes; Cobitidae
Gene: p2ry11
Product: purinergic receptor P2Y11
Biological process (GO): G protein-coupled receptor signaling pathway; calcium-mediated signaling
Cellular component (GO): plasma membrane
Molecular function (GO): neurotransmitter receptor activity; G protein-coupled ATP receptor activity
Source: RefSeq, a predicted model, not a curated record